Messenger RNA from Ananas comosus (pineapple), 1512 nucleotides. Its product is annotated as probable 4-coumarate--CoA ligase 5. The record is from RefSeq and is a predicted model, not a curated record. Gene Ontology annotation, molecular function: CoA-ligase activity. The coding region runs from base 227 to 1267 and encodes 346 amino acids. The transcript is spliced from 6 exons. NCBI's taxonomy places the organism in Eukaryota, Viridiplantae, Streptophyta, Magnoliopsida, Poales, Bromeliaceae.
AUUAAAUUGUAUAUACGAUCAACAGGUCAAGGCCCUCGGCAUUCCGAUCGUAACCACCGGCGACGCAGAGACGCCGGAGGGGUGCGUCCCCUUCUCGGAGCUGCUGGCGGCCGAGGAGGAGGAGGAGGAGCAGGGGACGUCGUCGUCGUCGGCGGCGACGAUAGUGCCGGAGGACGUGGUUGCGCUGCCAUACUCAUCGGGGACGACAGGGCUGCCGAAGGGGGUGAUGCUGACCCACCGGGGGCUGGUGACGAGCGUGGCGCAGCAGGUCGAUGGCGACAACCCCAACCUCUACUUCAGUGAGGAGGACGUCGUCCUCUGCGUGCUGCCCCUCUUCCACAUCUACUCCCUCAACUCCGUGCUCCUCUGCGGCCUGAGAGCUGGUGCCACCGUCCUCAUCAUGAAGCGCUUCGACAUCGUCAAGUUCAUGGAGCUCGUCGAGAGGUACAAGGUGACCGUUGCCGCACUGGUGCCGCCGAUAGUGGUGGAGAUGGCGAAGAGCGAUGCGGUGGAUCGCUACGAUCUCUCAUCGGUUCGGCUCGUGAUAUCAGGGGCGGCGCCGAUGGGCAAGGAGUUGCAGGACACUCUGAGGGCCAAGCUCCCCAAUGCUAAACUCGGCCAGGGUUACGGCAUGACGGAGGCGGGCCCAGUCCUUUCCAUGUGCCUGGCGUUCGCGAAAGAACCAUUUGAGGUCAAGUCCGGAUCGUGCGGCACGGUUGUUCGGAACGCCGAGCUCAUGAUCGUGGACCCGGAGACCGGAUUGUCGCUCCCCCGCAACCAGCCCGGAGAAAUCUGCAUUCGAGGAAAGCAGAUCAUGAAAGGAUAUCUCAAUGAUCCAGAAGCCACAGCAAGAACUAUUGAUAAAGAUGGAUGGCUACACACAGGAGACAUCGGCUUCGUUGACGACGAUGACGAGAUCUUCAUCGUCGAUCGCCUAAAGGAGCUCAUCAAGUACAAGGGGUUCCAAGUAGCCCCCGCGGAGCUUGAAGCAUUGCUCAUCACCCACCCUGCAAUUGCCGAUGCGGCUGUAGUCCCAAUGAAGGAUGAUCUUUGUGGUGAGAUCCCUGUGGCAUUUAUUGUGCAAGCAAAUGGUUCAGAAAUAACAGAGGAUGAGAUCAAGCAAUACAUUGCAAAACAGGUGGUUUUCUACAAGAGGAUACACAAAGUAUUUUUCGUCGAGUCCAUUCCGAAGGCGCCAUCAGGCAAGAUCCUGAGGAAGGACCUGCGAGCAAAACUAGCCACUGGAUAUCCCAACGGACGGCACUAAUCGACCUGCCUUCCUUAUACAUCCAUCCCGUAUUAAAGUGUGGGGUUUAUGCUUAAGAUAGAUUGCCUCAACCCAUGGAUGGUUUUUUAAUACACUUUCUUUUUUUUAAAACUUAAAUACCCUUCCGUGAUCAGAGAUGUUGUAUUGAGCUAUAUUAUUAUUCUAUUGAGUAUGUUAUGUACCAUAAAAUGUUAUAUGUGGAAUACUAAGUUAUGUGGCAAUAAUACGACGACUUAAUGAAUUCA